Anopheles marshallii is the source of this 753-nucleotide messenger RNA. RefSeq names its product plasma membrane ascorbate-dependent reductase CYBRD1. The transcript has 4 exons. Lineage: Eukaryota; Metazoa; Arthropoda; Insecta; Diptera; Culicidae. The record is from RefSeq and is a predicted model, not a curated record. Gene Ontology annotation, molecular function: oxidoreductase activity. Bases 1 to 753 code for a protein of 250 amino acids.
AUGGAUAAUAGUCCGCCACCACCCUCGGCGUUAAAUAACUUCCGAAUCUUGUACCUGGUGACGCAGCUGGUCGGCAUCACGAUCAUCAUUCUGGUGAGCUGCUGGAUCGGCAUCCAUCUGAACGGGCUGGGCUGGUCGUCCCGCCCAUCCAUACAGUUCAACUGGCAUCCACUGCUCAUGUCGGUUGGCAUGAUAUUCCUCUACGGCAACUCCAUCCUGAUCUACCGUGGAUUCCGGUACGCUCGUAAGAAGCCGCUUAAGAUAACGCACGCAACAAUCCACGGUGCUGCGUUCAUCUUUACCGUGGUGGCGUUGGUGGCCGUGUUCGAUUCGCACAACCUCGCCAAACCAAAUCCGAUCCCGAACAUGUACACGCUACACUCUUGGGUUGGAUUGUCCGCCGUGUUACUGUUUUCGCUACAGUACGUCUUCGGGUUCGCGGCCUAUCUGUUCCCGGGUGUACGUGAACAGCUGCGAGCAUCAUACAUGCCGGUGCAUGUAUUUUUCGGCGUAGCAGGAUUCGUAAUGGCCAUCGCCGCCGCACUGUUGGGUCUACUGGAAAAAGCCAUUUUCUCUGUCCAGAACUAUUCCGCUCUACCACCACAGGCUGUUCUGAUCAAUACGAUCGGUUUGCUCUACAUCGUUUACGGUGGGUUGGUCGUAUUUCUCGUGACCGAACGGCAGUACAAGCGUCAUCCCCUGCCGGAAGAUGUCAUGCUACUGACGCACAGUGCUAGCGUCGGAUCAUCGUAA